Messenger RNA from Loxodonta africana (African savanna elephant), 1155 nucleotides. RefSeq names its product olfactory receptor 6C2-like. The record is from RefSeq and is a predicted model, not a curated record. The coding region runs from base 1 to 1155 and encodes 384 amino acids. Gene Ontology annotation, cellular component: membrane. NCBI's taxonomy places the organism in Eukaryota, Metazoa, Chordata, Mammalia, Proboscidea, Elephantidae. Gene Ontology annotation, molecular function: olfactory receptor activity. The transcript is spliced from 4 exons. Gene Ontology annotation, biological process: G protein-coupled receptor signaling pathway.
AUGAAUAGCAGCAGAACAUUUAGUGAUACAGUGCUGGAAGAUGAGGCCUUCAGGUUGAAAGGCACUCAGAAUAAAACUGAGGAAGACACGCCUCCUCAAACUAGAGUUGACCUUAAUGACAUGGAUGGGACCCUGGGGGCCGGCCCACCCGUUCGUGCAGGAAACGCCUACCCAGUGCCCAUGAGCGGUGCUGCGCACCAGAGAGAGAAGUCCCCGGGAGGAAGUGACUGGUAUCCGAGCAAGGAAAGCAGCGUCCUAGCAGGGGACCUGUCCCGCCCGGAUUUUGGCGAACAGGGGCGGAGCGUGAACGCGGUGUUCAGCUCUAUAUUCUGUGCCAAUAUUUAUGCAGCCCCCACUGGGGAUACCAUGAUGCCUGCCUUCCUCUCAGUGGACUGUGAGAUCCUACUGGAAAUCAGAAAGAUAUUUUUCCUGAACCUCAUUCUGAAGCCCUGGAUUCCUGUACAGCAUGACACUGGGGACAAAAGUGUUACCUACAAUGCUUGUGUAGUCCAAUUAUUUUUUGUCAUCUUUGUCGGGGCAGCAGAAAUCUUUCUUCUAACUGUCAUGUCCUAUGACCACUAUGUGGCCAUCUGCAAGCCUCUGCGCUACACCACCAUCAUGAAUGACAGGGUGUGCACCAUAUGUGUCCUUGGCUGUUGGCUGACUGGGUUACUUGUCAUACUCCCACUGCUUAGCCUGGGAGUUCAGCUAGAUUUCUGUAACUCCAAUCUCAUUGACCAUUUUGGCUGUGAUGCAUCCCCUCUUCUGAAGAUUGUUUGCUCAGACACGCAAUUUGUAGAACAAGUUGUUUUAACCAUGGAUGUGCUAACCCUCAUAUUCACACUAGUGUGUGUAAUUGUAUCCUAUACAUACAUCAUCAAGACCAUCUUAGGACUGCCCUCUGCUCAGCAAAGAAAAAAGGCUUUCUCUACUUGUUCUUCCCAUGUGAUUGUAGUUUCCCUCACCUAUGGAAGUUGCAUCUCCAUCUAUAUCAAACCAGCAAAGGAAGGAGUGGCCCUUAAUAAGGUGGUAUCAUUGCUCAACACCUCGUUUAUCCCUUUGAUGAACCUUUUCAUUUACACUCUACAAAACAAGCAAGUCAAACAAGCCUUCAAGGACUCAUUAAAAAAGAUUGCAUUUCUUUCAGAGCAUUAG